AUGUUCUCCCUCGCUCAGAUCUUCGUUGCCCUAUCCUGCACCAUCGGAUACACCCUCGCUGCGCCUACUCCUCAGUCCACCUCGGCUUCGAGCCACUCGGGAGACCUCACCUACUACCAGCCCGGGCUCGGAGCCUGCGGCGAGACCAACUCGGAUAGCGAGCAUGUCGUCGCCCUCUCGGUCGCCGACUACGACGGAAACUGCGGCAAGACCAUCCAGAUCAACAAGGAUGGCAAGACGGCCUCGGCCCUGGUCGCAGACAAGUGCAUGGGCUGCGCCGCGGGCUCCAUCGACGUCUCGUCCACCGUCUUCGAGUCGCUGGCCGACUUGUCCGAGGGACGAGUCAAGGUUACAUGGACGAUAUCGUAA
Messenger RNA from Anthostomella pinea, 369 nucleotides. Lineage: Eukaryota; Fungi; Ascomycota; Sordariomycetes; Xylariales; Xylariaceae. The record is from the annotation of a GenBank genome assembly.